GCAUGGGACCCGCUGUGCUGGAGAAGUGGCAGCUGCUGCAAACAACUCUCACUGCACAGUCGGAAUUGCUUUCAACGCCAGGAUCGGAGGAGUGCGAAUGUUGGAUGGAGAUGUCACGGACAUGGUGGAAGCGAAGUCGGUCAGCUUCAAUCCCCAGCAUGUGCACAUUUACAGCGCCAGCUGGGGCCCAGAUGAUGACGGCAAGACUGUGGAUGGACCAGCCCCCCUCACCCGGCAAGCCUUUGAAAAUGGUGUUAGAAUGGGGCGGAGAGGCCUCGGCUCUGUGUUUGUCUGGGCAUCGGGAAACGGCGGAAGGAGCAAAGACCACUGCUCCUGUGAUGGCUACACCAACAGCAUCUACACCAUCUCCAUCAGCAGCACAGCAGAAAGUGGAAAGAAGCCCUGGUACCUGGAGGAGUGUUCGUCCACGCUGGCCACAACCUACAGCAGCGGCGAAUCCUACGAUAAAAAAAUACUCAUGGUCAAUGUCCACUGGAACUGA
Molecule: messenger RNA, 502 nt
Organism: Galeopterus variegatus (Sunda flying lemur)
Lineage: Eukaryota; Metazoa; Chordata; Mammalia; Dermoptera; Cynocephalidae
Product: proprotein convertase subtilisin/kexin type 5-like
Exons: 4
Biological process (GO): peptide hormone processing
Cellular component (GO): Golgi membrane; trans-Golgi network
Molecular function (GO): serine-type endopeptidase activity
Source: RefSeq, a predicted model, not a curated record